AUGUCUUCUCAAAAACAGCACUAUUGUAAUUUGGAUAUUGUUAAUGACAGACUAAUUUAUCGUUAUGUUAUUGCCUUCAUAUGGUUUCGUGCACUGUUUCGAAUUUAUUUAAUGAUGAGGCAAAUGCGCACGUACCGAACAGCUGUAGAAAUUCCUGCACCAUUUGCAGCAGUUCUUGACAACGACAUUUAUGAAAUAAUGCGUCAACAGAGUAUCAGACGUGCGGUAUACUUGGUUGCUAAGGAUAUGUAUACUAGCGCCUUGUGGACUGCAAUUAUACAAUUUGGAUGGAUGGCUGGACUAUUUGAGAUAUCUGAAAUAAUUACAAAAACACCACCAACCAAAUCAGAUGAUUCAAUAUUUGUAAAUCUUUUCUUCAUUUUCCUCAACGAUUUGAUUUUAAGCAUUCUUGGAUGUCCAUUGCUAUAUUACAAAGCGUUGUUAUUGGAUCGAGAUCAUGACUUCAACGAAAGGCCUUUACCGUCUUACAUAUGGGAUCAGUUGCGUUCGUUUCUAAUAAAUCAAUUUAUAUUUUUACCGGUGUGUUCCACUGCACUGUAUAUAAUUCAAAUGGAGGGUUCAUAUGUAUUUAUUUGGCUGUGGCUGUUAAUUGGAUCGACAACAUUGUUCAUAUCUAUAGUGUCUCCAUCAUAUAUCGAUCCAAUGCUCGAUCCUUACAAGCCCCUUCCUCCAUCUGAUCUACGUAAUUCUAUAGAACAAAUGGCAGCAAAAUAUGACUUUCCGCUAGUUGAAGUUUAUAUAGAAAAAGGUGAUGGCGUAAGCACCGGUCACGGCAGAGCUCUCCUAACAGGAGUAUGGGAGUACAAUAAAAUCGUUUUGUACAAUACUAAAAGGAAUGCACCAGAGGGCGUUGGUUGUACAGAUGAAGAAUUACUAGCAAUGGUUUGUCACGAGCUUGGACAUUGGAAACUAAAUCAUAGUAGCGGUAAUAUAUUACUUCCUCAACUUGCAGUUUUAUGCCAAGUUUGUGUAUUUGCUGCUAUGUUUCGUCAUGGGCCUUUAUAUAUUGCUGUAGGAUUUCCUCCAGGACGAAGACCUAUAAUGGUGGGGUAUGUCGCUAUUAUGGAAUUGGUGAUGGCGCCAAUAAAUGCGCUGAUACAAUUUUUGUUUAAUAUGCGUUCCAGGCGAAUGGAGUUCGAAGCAGAUCAAUUUGUGAAGGCCGAAGGAUACGAAAUUGCUUUAAAAACAUCUUUGAUUAAAAUUCAACAAGACAUGUUAUUUUUUCCAGUGAAUGAUUGGUUAUUUUCUGUUUGGUAUUUUACUCAUCCUACUAUAUUACAACGUAUAGAAAAUCUCUCCAGCACUGGUUAA
Messenger RNA from Ctenocephalides felis (cat flea), 1332 nucleotides. Its product is annotated as CAAX prenyl protease 1 homolog. The record is from RefSeq and is a predicted model, not a curated record. Gene Ontology annotation, cellular component: endoplasmic reticulum membrane. Gene Ontology annotation, biological process: CAAX-box protein processing. The coding region runs from base 1 to 1332 and encodes 443 amino acids. Lineage: Eukaryota; Metazoa; Arthropoda; Insecta; Siphonaptera; Pulicidae. Gene Ontology annotation, molecular function: metalloendopeptidase activity. The transcript has a single exon.